This is a messenger RNA of Besnoitia besnoiti, 1683 nucleotides long. RefSeq lists its product as uncharacterized. The record is from RefSeq and is a predicted model, not a curated record. Lineage: Eukaryota; Apicomplexa; Conoidasida; Eucoccidiorida; Sarcocystidae. The coding region runs from base 1 to 1683 and encodes 560 amino acids. The transcript is spliced from 7 exons.
AUGCUGGCUUCUCUCUGGUUGCCAAAACCCCUCCUCAAAGCCUUUCUCGCUGUAGUGCUUCUCUUUUCUGUGGGGCUAAGCGACUUCCAACUCAGCAAUGGAGUGGUUAGCGCGCUACGACCGGAUCACUUGCGCCAUCGGCGAGCUCUGCAGCAAAAUGCGACGCUCGAGGGGGCAGAUGAACGAAUAAUUGAAGCUGCGGACGACAUCUCCGCGCACGUCUCGCCUUCGUUUGUGGCCUUGUCCUCGAAAUCGGACUCGGAUGACGACGAGGACGGGUCGAGCGGGGCGUCAGAGGCCUCAGCGGCUGACGAGAAAGAAGGAAAGGGGGAAGACUCUGCAGAGGAAUCAAAAGAGAAUGGGCAAGAGGAAGGGUCUCAUACAGAGAACGAAGACGAUGGGGAAGCCGGAAAACCGUCCGCUGGAACGCACCAUGGCGCAGCUGCUGCAAAGGCAACUGAAGAAAAGGACGAGAAGUCGGGUUCCAGCGAAUCCAAAACGCAUCCACACGAAAAAGACGUAGAGAACGACGCAGCGGAGGAAAAAUCCCAGCAUGAAGGAAAGGGAAGCGGCGACGGGCACAAGAAAGAGAAGGAAGAGGGCGAGCACGGUGGAGAAGAAGCAAAACAUGAAGACGCGGAAGACAAGAGUGGCGACGAAAGCGGCACAGAGACAAAUGGCGAAGGUGGCAAGCACGAAGACGAGAAGAAGGAGGAAGAGAAGUCUGAGCACGGAGACAAAAAGGAGGAGGCGAAGCCUGAGUCAGCGGACCGCGAGAAACUCGUUGCAAGGCUUACGAAGCUUCUGAGCGACUCUGGUGGAACUACGCUGCUUGGGCGAUUGGAAACCGUUUUGACGGAACAUGAAAAGGAGGAAGAGCGCAAAGCUUCUGAAGAGGCGAAGAAGAAGGAGGAGGAGAAGGAGAAAGAUAAGGCUGCGUCUUUGAAGGAAAAGCUCGAAGAAGCAGAGAAGGCGGCAGAAGAGGAGACUCAGAAGGAAGCUCCAGCGAGGGACCUGCUGCUUACUCAACAACUGAAUGCUCUCUGGAUGCUUCCGUUCCUACAUGACAAGAAGCGCACUGAAACGUGUCUCUCCGGCUUUGAGAAGCUUACAGCACAGAGCCGAAUCAAAUGUCGAGAUCCCGCUUGUAUGAAGCUCGAGCAGGACAAGAAGUGUGCCUUCCUUGAUGUACACUCCAUUGACCGCGCAUCUCACACGGAUGAGCAGAACAUGGGCAUCCACAUCGGGUUCGACCCUACAUGCAGAGAUGCCACGCAACUGGGGAAUCAGCUGCUUGAACUUCUCCAGCAUCCUGUCAAGCAGCACGAGUUGGAACAGCGGCUUGAAUCUGUUGGUACCGGGGAGACUAUGCAGCCCCUGACAAAUCACUUAGACCUCGUCUGCGAGGGCAGCGACCCGGCGGCAUACCCCACAUGCAACGCGGUGUCUCAAGCCCUGAGGAAUGUUCCCCACCUGGGACCGAAGAAUCUACCGAGCAUGGUGGUCCUCGCUGACAUCUCUGAUCUUCCGAACACUGUAGGGCUAUUUCGCAUUGCAGUGAUCUUCGAGGGACGUGUUCCGCUCGUGGAUGCGAAUGGAGAUCUUGUGGACAGGCGCGGAGUGAAGCUUGGCGAUUCAGCAGCUCAUGAGGUAUUGAGCAAGAUACACAACCUUCAGCGAUAA